Molecule: messenger RNA, 1210 nt
Organism: Anopheles coluzzii
Lineage: Eukaryota; Metazoa; Arthropoda; Insecta; Diptera; Culicidae
Exons: 3
Coding region: 23-1210 (395 amino acids)
Source: RefSeq, a predicted model, not a curated record
ACUUUACACAGGUCAACCGAAUAUGUCAAGCGUAUGCUUUGAUGAAGAUCCAUCAAUUGAAUGGUUGGAAGAUGAUGAGGACGUCCGUAUCUACCGCCUUUGUAUAUCUCAACCUGAUGUGUUGAAUGACUCCCAUGAUGAGGAACAAUUUGUUGAAUGGUUGGAAGAAGAAGAGGACGGUCACAGCUGCCACCAAAUGUCGGACGAAAGCGACAUUGAAGAUCAGGAUGAGUAUAGUGAAUUUGAUAGAGCCCACAAGAAUCAAGUAUUUGUUGAAACGAUGCGAUUGUGGGCUCUGAAACAUCAAAUCACGCAUGCCGCUAUUAAUGAUUUCUUAGAAGCAAUACUAAAAACAACUGAUUUUUAUGUUCCUAGAGAUUCCAGGACAUUUCUGAAGACUCCUGUAGGCGUGGGAAAAGAAAUUGAAAAUUUGGCUGGUGGACAAAUGUGGUACAAAGGAAUAGAUAAAUCUCUGCAAGAACAGUUUCGCACUACUCCGCCUCCUGUAGAUUCAUUUGAAUUGAAUAUUUCUAUGGAUGGUAUUCCUCUGCAUAAUAGCGGAACUACCCAGUUCUGGCCCAUUUUGAUGCAGCUGCAUGGUAUUCCUGAUGUUCCAAUAAUGACUAUUGGAAUAUUUUGUGGAACUUCUAAACCGGAUAAUGCAGAGGAUUAUCUGCGCCGUCUGGUAACAGAAAUAAAUGAUGUCCAGGACAACGGAGUAGUUAUAAAUGGAAAACGUAUUUCCAUCUCACUAAGAGCGUUACUUGCAGACGCCCCUGCUAUAGCGUUCAUCAAAUAUGAUGAAGAUGAAUCAGGUAAAGACGUCAGACUGGGCGAGGAUGACCGUCCGGAAGAGCAUCGCUGUCCCGGCAUGGCUGACGAACUGGGCAUAGAUCCUUUGAAAAGAAAUGUACCGAGAACAUCAGUGAUGUGUGGCGGUGACGAUGGGAUGGUCAAAAAUGACGGUCCGGAAGAGGAUUUCUGUCCCGGUACGGCUGACGAACCGGGCAUAGAUCCAUCGAAAAGAAACUUACCGGAAACAUCACAGAUGGGUGGUGGUGACGAUGAGACUGCCAAGAAUGUCGAAUCAAGAAUGACAGCGGGGACGACCGAUGGAACAGACGGUGGAGCAGAUAAAUCCGAUGGAUUGGAGGUGCUAAUUUCCAUCAUUUCGAGAAUCGGCUGUGAUGCGAAUGUUGCAUAUCGAUGA